Seminavis robusta is the source of this 1617-nucleotide messenger RNA. Lineage: Eukaryota; Bacillariophyta; Bacillariophyceae; Naviculales; Naviculaceae. The record is from the annotation of a GenBank genome assembly.
AUGACAAGACCGCAUCUCCUCUUCCUCGCCGUAGUGGCAAUAGUAUGGCAGCCACUCUCCGCUCAAGACAUUGACUGCAACGCGCUCCUUCUAAAUGACACUACCAUCCGGCCCGCCGUCGAAGCCUGGCUGAAUAGUGGCACUCGACAAGAAACCGAGGAUCUGUACGGCCCCAUUAGUGAAUGGGACACAGCCUGUGUGACCACCAUGAAUUCCCUCUUUAAAUUUGCCAAAGACUUUGACGAGGACUUGACCGGCUGGGAUACCAGUCGAGUCAAGCACAUGGAUUUGGCCUUUGAAGCCGCGAGCAACUUUCGGGCCAAUGUCAGCACGUGGGACACGACCAACGUGGUGUCGAUGAAUCGCAUCUUUUCUCGCACCAGUCUGUUGGAUGCCGAUUGGACCGGUAUUUCGCAAUGGAACACCAACAGUUUGACCGAUAUGCGAUUGGCCUUUUUGGCCAGUGCUGGAUUUUCCGGUGAUUUGACGGGAUGGGAUACAUCGCAAUGCUCCAGUGCCGAACGACUCUUUGAAGGAACAUUUGCCUUUACCGCCGAUGUGUCGGGGUGGGAUCUCGACAAAGUCUCUUCGAUGGACAACCUUUUCAAAAACGCCGAACGAUUCGAGGGCAAAAUUGGUGGCUGGAAGGUUUCCUCGGGGGCGCUCCAAACGAUGCAAUACGCCUUGUCCGAUCUGAUUGAAUUUCAUCCCUUGGAUCGAGAGGGAAACAACGUGACAUUCCUCGAUUGGAAUACGGAAAAUGUGAACGAUAUGAGCUUUAUUCUGGACGGCACCCAGGAUUUUGAUACGGACCUUAUAGCCGGUUGGAAUACUUCCGCCCUGACACACCUGAACCUGGCGUUUUCCAGAUCCAAGCACUUGCAUGGAACCUUACAAUCCUCCUCCUGGGACACUAGCAAGGUCACCAGUUUUUCAUCCCUAUUCGUCUCGAGUGAAAACUUUACCAGCCCUUUGAUUUCCGGUUUUGAUACCUCCAGCGCCAUUGACAUGAAUGCCUUGUUCAAAUUCUCCAAAUCUUUCCAUUCCGAUGUCUCGGGGUGGGACACGUCCAAGGUGCGAACCAUGGAAGAAUUUGCCUACGAAUCGUCCGACUUCAUGGGCGAGGGAAUUGCGGGAUUUGAUCUAUCUCGGACUACCAGUCUACAAGAAGCCUUUCGCGGGGUUACCAAUUUCCCCAUUGAUUGGCUGACCGAUUGGAAUACCAGCAGCCUCAAGCAUGUGCGAGAUAUGUUUCGAGAUGCCGAAUGGAAAUUUGAGGAGGAUGCACCCCUUCCGUUUUCUCUUUGUUGGGAUUUCGAACAAGUCUUUCGCAUCUAUUUGGAACCACUUACCUGCAGCAGUCCGAAUGUUGGCAUUGAUUGCGAUUGCAUCUCAUUCUCAGUAGCGGAAUACAUGAAUACUGACUGCGGUGGUCCACCGUGUCUAGGAACCCCACCCGAGGAUACUGAAACUGACGAGGAUUCUGUUUCCGCCGACAACGCUACUCUUUUGGAAGAGGAGGUGGUUCUACUAGAGUCCGGGUCGAUGAGAUUGCUCAUGAGAUCAUCAUCACCCAUGGCGAUACUUGCAACCGUGGUAUGUUUUUGGAUGCUGUAG